CUCCAAUUGUUGGGUUAACAGUCAAGAUGCAAAGCUUUCUGAGUGCAGCUAUCAGUGUAGCUCUUCUGAGCUUGGUGGCGGGUCAGACGUCGAACGUCUCCCAGUCCUUGGAACUUUAUAUACAACAGAACCAACGGCAAUAUGAUGCUAAGAUCAAACAAAUGGAAGUUCAGCUGGCCAACUUUAAGAUCUUGUUUAACACACGUAUUGAGGCCUUAACUGUGCAAGCGGAUUCGAUGCAACUGAAACUGGAGGAAGCCUCUGCUCACCUGUACCCCAUCACUCUGAUCGAUGCCUGGAGCAGGCAGUGCGUCCAAAACUAUAGUGUCAUCAUACCCACUAUCACCGCCGCCAGAGUUUCCAUUACCAAGUGUGCCGAGAAUCUAAAUGGUGUCCUAAACUCCCCCGAAAGUACCUACAACAGCUUGAACAGUUACUAUAAAAAUAAUUUGAAGAACAACCUGGCUCAAUGUGUUAAACUUCAUCCAUCGGCUCAGCUGAAUUACACUCUCUGUGUUACCAAUGUGAUUAGCGAUGCCAAUAAAUACACGACAACCAGUCAGAAUAACUUUAAUAACUAUCUCAAGAGUUCCGAAUGUACGGCUGAGAAUCGCAUUAGAAGUUCUUGGCAAUGCUCUUUUGGCCAGAUAUACUCUAUUACCUCCAAGGUGGAGGUUGCCCUACGACUCGUCGAUAUCUGUAUUCUGAACGAAGCAGUUUGUGGCAACAUUAGCUGUUCUGCUGAAAAGCCAACAUGUCCAAAUGUGGCCAAUGUUACUUUGGAAGAGAUCAAUCCUGGCAAUUAUACCAUCCAGAAUCCCUUCUAUUUUGUGACCGAGAAAAUGAACUGUGUUGAGUUCAAAAUCCGGAAAUAAUUAACUACAGUACAUCAACCAUAUUGAAGCCUAAGAGUGCUUGAAAAUGUAAAACAUUUUAAAUGUCUUUAACUAUUCUUCUUUCUAUGUAAUUUACUUUAAAAUUGGCUAAAAAGUUUUCGAUUCAUCCGAGUUUUCCCGAAAACCAGUUUUUUCUAAAUUCAUCAGUAACACUUGUAACAAUUUUGCUAAUAAAAAAACAAUAUGUAAUAACGUA
Drosophila eugracilis is the source of this 1092-nucleotide messenger RNA. RefSeq lists its product as uncharacterized. The record is from RefSeq and is a predicted model, not a curated record. Bases 27 to 875 code for a protein of 282 amino acids. The transcript has 2 exons. Lineage: Eukaryota; Metazoa; Arthropoda; Insecta; Diptera; Drosophilidae.